This is a messenger RNA of Lynx canadensis (Canada lynx), 5112 nucleotides long. It is a transcript of the gene USP1, whose product is annotated as ubiquitin specific peptidase 1. Gene Ontology annotation, molecular function: cysteine-type deubiquitinase activity; cysteine-type endopeptidase activity. Bases 527 to 2878 code for a protein of 783 amino acids. Gene Ontology annotation, cellular component: nucleus; cytosol. The transcript is spliced from 9 exons. Lineage: Eukaryota; Metazoa; Chordata; Mammalia; Carnivora; Felidae. Gene Ontology annotation, biological process: regulation of DNA repair; protein deubiquitination. The record is from RefSeq and is a predicted model, not a curated record.
UCCCUGCAGCGUGGAGACUAGAACCGGCACUUUCGAAGGACGCCACCUCCAAUCGCAGUGCUGGCGCGGGCGGAGGCUAAAACACGGGGGUCCUGAGACUGAGGAAAACGCGCCAAGUUCCCCUCGGUGGUGGAGUGGGAAAGACCCUAGCGGUUCAGGCGCUUGGCGAGCGGGACUACUUCUGGCGCGCCUCGCCAUCCCGGGGCGGGGGAGGGCGGGGGCGGGCGCCGCUCCGGGGAUGUAGUUGGUGCCGGCGCAGGGCAGGACCGAGCGGCAGCCCGGGUUCCCGCUCUUGAGAGCGAAUGGUCACUCCCCUGCGGGGAGGGCAAUCCGGGCAGCUUUCCCUUGGGUCGGGGCCCCCGCGGGCUCGGGGCAGGGGCUCACCUGUCGCACCCACAUACAUCCCGGCUGGACUCGGGGCGUCACCGCCGCGGACCGUGCUUUGGGCCAUGACCAGAUAUGAUUGGUGAUUACAACAUCCUUGUAUAAGUUAAUUCUUGUCAACUCCUUGGGAUUUGAAGAGAAAAUGCCUGGUGUCAUACCUAGUGAAAGUCAUGGGCUUUCAAAAGGUAGCCCAUCCAAAAAAAAUAGACUUUCCUUGAAGUUUUUUCAGAAAAAGGAAACUAAGAGAGCCUUGGAUUUCACAGAUUCUCAAGAAAAUGAAGAAAAGGCUUCUGAAUAUAGAGGAUCUGAAAUUGAUCAAGUUGUUCCUGCAGCACAGUCCUCACCUAUAAACUGUGAGAAGAAAGAAAACUUGUUACCAUUUGUGGGACUGAAUAAUCUCGGCAAUACUUGUUAUCUUAACAGUAUACUUCAGGUAUUAUAUUUUUGUCCUGGUUUUAAAUCUGGAGUGAAGCACUUAUUUAACAUUAUUUCAAGGAAGAAAGAAGCCCUGAAAGAUGAAGCCAAUCAAAAAGAUAAGGGAAAUUGUAAAGAAGAUUCUUUGGCAAGUUAUGAACUCAUAUGCAGUUUACAGUCCUUGAUCAUUUCAGUUGAACAGCUUCAGGCUAGCUUUCUCUUAAAUCCAGAGAAAUACACUGAUGAACUUGCUACUCAGCCAAGGCGACUGCUUAACACACUCAGGGAACUCAACCCUAUGUAUGAAGGAUAUCUACAGCAUGAUGCACAGGAAGUAUUACAGUGUAUUUUGGGAAACAUUCAAGAAACAUGCCAACUCCUAAAAAAAGAAGAAGUAAAAAAUGUGGUAGAAUUAUCUACUAAGGUAGAAGAAAAAUCUCAUCAGAAGGAGGAAAUGAGUGGUAUUAACACCACAGAGAUGGACAGUAUGAGGCAUUCUGAAGACUAUAAAGAAAAACUCACAAAAGGAAAUGGGAAAAGAAAAAAUGACAUUGAAUUUGGUAACAUAAAGAAAAAAAUUAAAGCCUCUAAGGAACACCAGUCACUGGAAGAGAACCAGAGACAAACCAGAUCAAAAAGGAAAGCUACAGGUGAUACAUUAGAGAUUCCUUCUAAAAUAAUCCCCAAGUAUGUUUCUGAAAAUGAAAGUUCAAGACCCUCACAAAAGAAAUCAAGAGUUAAAAUAAAUUGGUUAAAGCCUGCAACUAAGCAACCCAGCAUUCUUUCUAAAUUCUGUAGUCUGGGGAAAAUAACAACAAACCAGGGAUCCAAAGGACAGUCGAAAGAAAAUGAAUAUGAUCUUGAAGAGGACUUGGGGAAGUGUGAAAAUGAAAGCACAACUAAUGGUUGUGAACUUGAAUCUCCAGGGAAUAAUGUUAAGUCCGUUAAUGUUAAUGAAGUUAAGCCCAUAAACAAAGGUGCAGAGCAAAUUGGUUUUGAGCUAGUAGAGAAAUUAUUUCAAGGUCAGCUGGUAUUAAGGACUCGUUGCUUAGAAUGUGAAAGUUUAACAGAAAGAAGAGAAGAUUUUCAGGACAUCAGUGUGCCAGUACAAGAAGAUGAGCUUUCCAAAGUAGAGGAGAGUUCUGAAAUUUCUCCAGAGCCAAAAACAGAAAUGAAGACCCUGAGAUGGGCAAUUUCACAGUUUGCUUCAGUGGAGAGGAUUGUAGGAGAAGAUAAAUAUUUCUGUGAAAAUUGCCAUCAUUAUACUGAAGCCGAACGAAGUCUUUUGUUUGACAAAAUGCCUGAAGUUAUAACUAUUCAUUUGAAGUGCUUUGCUGCUAGUGGCUUGGAGUUUGAUUGCUAUGGUGGUGGACUUUCCAAGAUCAACACUCCUUUACUGACACCUCUUAAACUGUCACUAGAAGAAUGGAGCACAAAGCCAACCAACGACAGCUAUGGGUUAUUUGCAGUUGUGAUGCACAGUGGCAUUACCAUCAGUAGUGGGCAUUACACUGCUUCUGUUAAAGUCACUGACCUUAACAGUUUAGAACUAGAUAAGGGAAAUUUUGUGAUUGACCAAAUGUGUGAAAUAGGUAAACCAGAACCAUUGAAUGAGGAGGAAGCAAGGGAUGUGGUUGAAAAUUAUGAUGAAAUGUCAAUUAGAGUCAGUGGAAAUACACAGCCAAGCAAAGUUCUGAACAAAAAAAAUGUAGAAGCUAUUGGACUUCUUGGAGGACAAAAGAGCAAAGCAGAUUAUGAGCUAUACAACAAAGCAUCUAAUCCUGAUAAAGUUGCCAAUACAGCAUUUGCUGAAAACAGAAAUUCUGAGACUAACAGUACUAAUGGGACUCAUGAAGUUGAUACAAACAAGGAAUCCAGUGACCAAACAGGCCUUAACUUUAGUGGAUUUGAGAACAAAAUUUCAUAUGUAGUGCAAAGUUUAAAGGAGUAUGAGGGAAAGUGGUUACUUUUUGAUGAUUCUGAAGUGAAAGUUACUGAAGAGAAGGACUUUCUGAAUUCUCUUUCUCCUUCUACAUCUCCUACAUCUACUCCUUACUUGCUAUUUUAUAAGAAAUUAUAGAGUAUUUUCCUUAUGUAUAUAUUAAACAGACCUGGACAAAAGCUGGUAAAGUUGAUUACAUCAAAGAGUCUAGCUUAUCUUUUGAAGCUAUUGGAUAUUACUGGUCUCUCUAAAGUUUUUAUAUAAAUAGUGAAAUUUGAAUUACUGAAAACCAUGUUAAUUUUUAGAAUUCAUUUCCCAUAGUAGAGACUAGUGAUGCAUUAGCUUCUGGGAACAAACUUGUAUAGGUUCUUAAUUGAAUUAUCCAAAUGGAAGCAUUUAAACACUUUUGAGUUCACAUCUAUCUUUUGUGUUUGCUUUUUAAAAUAAAGUGCUUGUAUUUGUAUCUCCAUAUUUUGGAGUAAUUAUCUAUAUGAUGUUUAUAGGUCCUGUGGGUUUCCAGCUAAGAAGAAGAAUCUCAUUUCAGUACCUUUAGUUUUUUAAGUCAUGAAGCCAGAUCUUUAAUGGGCUGUAUUUAGAGGCACAAAGUCUGGAAUAUGUGUGUAUUCACAGUAGUGUACAUUUUGUGCCUUGAAUCACUUUGAAAAGUGUCUCAGAAAACCUGGACAGCCAAUCCCCCUUCUAUCUUGAGAAGAAUUUUAUAUGUAUUUAUGAAAAUGAUUCUGUAUUCUAGUAAAUCUUUUUGGGCAUGGACUAAUUUGUAUCUCUUCAUAGUCAUAUUCUGCACGAUCUGUAUAUAGUAUAUCAAAUUUAGAGGUGUGUGACCUUAAAUUUAACUUUUUUUAAAAACUCGAGGUCAAUAAAAUUUAAACUGCUUAACAACUACAUGUACAACUGCUCAUAUUUGUUUUGCAUAUUUUUUGCUAUAUUAUAGUGGAGUUCUCUUGAGAAUAUGUAUAAUAUAUAGGUGUAUAUAUACACACAUACCUAGAAGAGAAUAAACAUGCAUAAUUACCUUUAAUAAUAGUUGGAGGUGAAGAGAUUUUUCAAAUAGAAACUUAGUCCAUCCAAGUUGUCAUACUUAAAAGAGGUUUACAGUAAAAAUUGUUGCAUUCUUGGUUGCCCUUUAAAGUAGACAUACUUUAUGGAAUCCGUAAGAUGAGGCUUUGGGCACACACAAAAAUGUGGUUAAAUUUUCAUUUUAAAUGUAUAUUAAAUUGGCAAAUGAUCAGUUACCUUAUGGUUUGCCAAGACAUUAAAAACCAUUCUAAAAAAUACACAAAUACUAUUAGAAUAACACUUUGAUACCCCCAUUUCAAGUACCAAUAAAUUAGUUACAGUUAAAUCAUGUCUCAACAUUCUUCCACAAGAUGGUGUGUUACAAAAAGUCAUGGUUCUCCCCUCACUCUACAUUCAGAAUCACUAAUGGAACUUUUUGAAAGAAACAGCCCUGAACACUACUCAUAAGCUUCUGAUAGAGUAGUUCUAGGACAGAGCCUGGGCCUCUCACACUCCAGAGACAGUUAAUGUUAAGAACUACUGGUACGAGUUCUUGAUAUGAGAACGUUGUAUUUUAAGAAAACUGAAGUAUAUGGAAGGUUGGGAUGUGUUCAGUAUCAUAUCAGUGUUCUCGGAGGAAGUCUCUUCUUCAAUCAGAAAAUAGUGUUGCAUGACAGUUAAAUCAUAGGAAUUUUAGGGUUCUUGAUAACUGUCACUGAGAUUCAUGUGAAACACUUUAAACUCUUCCAUAAUAUAACUUAAUGAGAAAUGACCUACAGGUUAUUUAAUAUUCUUUCCCUUAUGUAUACCUCCCCCGUCCCUUGCCCUAAAGAUGAGAGUAUUUGUUACCUUAGUUUUAACGAAUUUCCAUUCUUGACUCCUGGGCUUUACUUAUUGUGCAUAUGGAUCCUCUGUCCUCAAAUGUAUUUCUGAGGUUAUGCCUUUCUGACUCCUUUAGUUCACAACCCUUUUGGUCCAACACUGUUGACUCAUCUGAAAAAUCUUUUUGUGAUUCAGGCUUUGAAUUGGUGUAGACAAGAUGAAUGUGACAUAAUAUUGCCAGUUAUAAAGGUAAACUGGAGAAAAGAUGUCAACCAUCUCCUAUGCUCUCAGGAGAAGUAGACAUUUUUUGAGCUCUUGUUUCAACAUCAACUAAAGAAUAAAGGCACUGUAUUUGAUCAGUUUUUAAGUGAUUCGUGUCAAUGGUCUAUGGAUCAAAGGGAUAGAUUUAAAAUGUCUUUCUGUAAGAUAUAUAACGACACAAAGAAAAACACGUUGUUCAAAACACUCCUCAGAAAAUCAUUAAUCGGUAGUUUCUUGGAUAAACCUGGCAAGUAAUUGAAAAUAAAUAUUCU